Molecule: messenger RNA, 6752 nt
Organism: Nothobranchius furzeri (turquoise killifish)
Lineage: Eukaryota; Metazoa; Chordata; Actinopteri; Cyprinodontiformes; Nothobranchiidae
Gene: ptenb
Product: phosphatase and tensin homolog B
Biological process (GO): phosphatidylinositol dephosphorylation; protein dephosphorylation; cell motility
Cellular component (GO): plasma membrane; cytosol; cell projection
Molecular function (GO): inositol-1,3,4,5-tetrakisphosphate 3-phosphatase activity; phosphatidylinositol-3,4-bisphosphate 3-phosphatase activity; phosphatidylinositol-3,4,5-trisphosphate 3-phosphatase activity
Source: RefSeq, a predicted model, not a curated record
GCGGUGGUCUUGUAUCUGCCGCUCCGUUCGGAGGGAUUUUCUUUCCGCGUCGCUGGAGCCAAUCACGGCGUCUCCGCUGUGUUCCGAGGCCCAUAGCGGUCUGACUGGAUCCGUCCAACGUCCGGAGGACUGGUUCUGCGCAGAGAAUCAGCCCGCGGAUGGGUUUGUCUCCAGGCGGGGGACCUGGAACACCGGGCCCGCAGCGGGAGAAAGAAAACGUUUCUGACCCAGAAAACGGGACUGACGGUUGGGCUAGUUGUCAACUAGCAGGCCAGCUAGCAUCUGGCUGCAGCAGAGGUCGGAGGGAGGCUCCCUGCUGAGAACGGAUAACGGAAUUAUUUCUGAUUUACCAGGAUACCUUUUCUACACUCAUUGCACUUCAGGGGAAUUUUUCAGAAUUUUUAUUUUAUUCUUGGGGUUUCGAAGGACUGCUGUCGAGCUAGCUGCGGGCUAGUUCAGUUAGCUUCUCUCCGUGGCAGCCAGACAGCGGAGGACCCGGAGGAGCACCUGCCGUCUCUCCGUGCUUUGUUACCCGUUAACAGACUUUUGGAAGUCGGGACGAUAAUCAUGGCUGCAAAUAUAAUGAAAGUGAUUGUUAGCGGGAAUAAAAGGCGGUACCAGGAGGACGGCUUCGACCUGGAUCUUACCUAUAUCUACCCAAACAUCAUCGCCAUGGGCUUCCCUGCUGAGCGGCUGGAGGGCGUUUACAGAAACAACAUCGAUGAUGUUGUUCGAUUUUUAGAUUCAAAGCACAAGAAUCACUAUAAGAUCUACAAUCUAUGUGCUGAGCGACAUUAUGAUACUUCCAAGUUUAACUGUAGAGUCGCUCAGUAUCCGUUUGAGGACCACAACCCGCCCCAGCUGGAGCUGAUCAAACCCUUCUGUGAGGACCUGGAUCAGUGGCUGAGUGAGGAUGAGCAGCAUGUAGCCGCCAUCCAUUGCAAGGCGGGAAAAGGCCGAACGGGGGUCAUGAUCUGUGCUUACCUGCUGCACAGAGGGAAGUUCCAAGAGGCUCUGGAGGCUCUGGACUUCUACGGAGUGGUCCGAACCCAUGACAAGAAGGGUGUGACCAUCCCCAGUCAGCGCCGUUAUGUCAUCUACUACAACUACCUGCUGAGGAACCGGCUGCAGUACAAACCCGUGGCCUUGCUCUUCCAUAAGAUGAUGUUUGAGACCAUCCCCAUGUUCACUGGGGGCACCUGCAACCCACAGUUUGUGGUGUACCAGCUGAAGGUGAAGAUCCACACGUCUAACCCAGCCAACACACGGAGAGAAGACAAGCUGAUGUAUUUCAGGUUCCCACAGCCACUUCCUGUCUGUGGAGACAUCAAGGUGGAGUUCUUCCACAAACAGAACAAGAUGAUGAAGAAGGAAAAGAUGUUCCACUUCUGGAUCAACACCUUUUUCAUCCCGGGACCAGAGGAGACUUUGGACAAACUGGAGAAUGGCAGUGCUGGUACACUACGGGAACUGUCUGACAAAACUCAUCAGAACCCAACGAUGGUGGCGGGAAGUGAAACUAACGACAAGGACUUCCUGAUUCUAACGCUGAACAAGAAUGACUUGGACAAAGCUAAUAAGGACAAAGCCAACAAGAACUUCUCCCCAAACUUCAAGGUCAAACUGUUUUUCACCAAGACAGUGGAGGAAGGAGCCAACUGUGACACGAGCAGCACGUCAGCCUCGGUGACGCCGGACGUCAGCGACAACGAGCCGGAUCACUACCGCUACUCGGACACAACGGACUCGGACCCUGAAAACGAGCCCUCUGAAGAGGACCACCAUAAUCAGAUCACAAAAGUCUGACACACUCUCUCACACACAUUUAUCAGGCGUAUACGUGUACAUAAACACACAGUAUGUCUGUAUACACAGCCGGAGCGCUGGACAGGGACAAGAGUGUGACAGGCUUUAGGGGGAAUCGGAUCAGAACUGAUCUGUGGACUCAAAAGAACUCAGAUCAGUUUACAACCCCAAACCCCCAUCAUCACAGUUGGACAAUCAUUGUGUGGCAGGCAGCAAUGAGGGGGGGGGGUGACAUAUGAGUGGGUGGGGCCUUGUGUUGACAAAUGAAUGGACAGAUGGAUUUUAAAAGAAAAGGAGUGAAACUUGAAUCUAAACAAACUCAGAGACAAGUAGACUUCUUCUCAAAGAUAAGUCCCUUCAUUUCCUUCCUUCCUGAGCAGCUUUAGUAAACGUUAUGCAGACGAGUCUUGAUUUUGUUUUCAUCUCUGUCCCCAUGUAGUGUCAUAUAUGGAUCUUCUCUCUGUGCAUUGUUGUCACCUUUUUAAACCUAAAUUCACAUAAACUCUUUUAAAUUAUUUCUGUUUUUAUUCACCAUGACGAUGAUGAUAAAAACACAUCUGCUGAGUUAAUUGCUCCUGAUUAACAGGUGUAAAGUAGGCAUGGGCUGGUUUCAGGCUGGCACUGCAGGUUUCACUCCCUCUCUCCAGUCAGUCAGUUGUGUGACCCAAAGGAUAGAAUUUUUACUGAACUUUUCCCUCAUUAAAAAAGUCGGCUAAUUAAAAAUGUUUCCAGCAGCAGCAGAAACACAGUUUAUUACCUUACAAGUGCCAUCUAUUGCUCUUUUAAAGUAACGCCGUUUACAGCCUCUUGCUUGCUUGCUGACAUCAGCAGUCAGGAGGCUCCCAACCUUACUUCACAAAUAGCAGAGCACAAUAUAAUAUGCAUGUUUACUUUAGAUGAAUGACUAAAGUUAUUUGGUGCUUCUUCUGUGUUUUUGAUUUACUUCUCCAUCUUUGUGCUCACAUUUUUUGAAAAGUUAUAGCAUCAUUCGAGCAGCCUCCUGCUACUUUGGUCAGCAGAGAACAGGAAAUGAAUUCUCCACCAAUCUUUAGCUCUUUCAAACCCAAAUAAAAUGUUUAAGUUAAAUAUUCAUCAUUCAUUGUUUUUCUUAGCUUGCUUAGUACUGAUUAGAAUUACAGGAACUGGUGCCCAUCUCUAGCAGUCAUCUGGUAAAUGCGUGGGUCACCCUGGUCAGGUCGCCUGUCCGUUGCAGGGCCAAGUAGAGACCAACAACACCCCCAAUCACUCACAAUUUAGAUCCACUAACUAAACAAACAUGCAUGUUUUAGGUCUGGGAAAAUCCUGAGUACUGUGGGGGAACCCACACAUUCAUGAGGAGAUCUUGCACAAAACCCAAAGGUUGCAUAUGGUUUUUGACCCCACAACCUUGUUGCAAGGUAACGUUGCUAGUAACUGUGCCACCAAGCAGCCCACUUUAGAAUCAGAUCAAGGUAAACCCUCAUCUUUUUCUGGAAUCAGAAACCUGGUCCCACGUGCUUCUGCUACCAACCACGCAACUGUGCAGCCCAAUACUGUCCCUACAGUAGUAGAUAAAACAGUAAUAUGUGACAUUUAAGUGGUAGUAAUAGUAGUCACGUUUCUGUUUGUAAAUUAAUUGGAUGCACAGGAAAGUUUUAGUUUAAAAUUAUUCUGUUGUAGCUCUUGAAGGUCGUCCAUCAGAACCUCCUAACCGUCCAUGCCUACUGUAGCGUUUUAAUGAGCUAAAGCAGCUCAGUCUGUCCCCGCAGAAACAAUCUAACAGAAUUUUUGUGUUUUAAAAUGAGAAAGUGGUACAUAAAAUUUGUUUCUGAUAAGUUUUAACGUAUCAAAGCAAGAAAACUUGAUUUUGUUUUUCACCCCCUCACAGACACUAGCUGAUGAGCCGCAUCAGUCGGGUUCAGAUUGGACCUCUGCAACAUUUAGAGCUUUGAUCUGGAGGCUUUGACCUCCUAAAAUCUCUGGGCUAGAAUCUUAAAAUUGGGUGGGAUUUUUUUGUUUUCGUGGCAUGGCGGUGCACUGAGAGAAGUGCUGACCUGUUUGAAUGUGACUCUGAAGUAGAUGUUUGGAUUCUUCACGAUCUGCUGCCAUUCUGUCAAUCAGCUUGUUUCUGCUGUGAAAAAAUUCCUGGUUCUGUCUGUCCUCCUUGAUCCUCUUCACUUAGCCCCAGAGCUACAAGAUAUGUAUUUAUAUCCAUCAUUAAGCUGAACAACACAGUAUAACCAUUCCUUCUGUCAAUCUGCGUCUCAGCUGCACGCUGUCUCUGACACAACGGAGCGCUUGGUUUUUAUGUGUCUAAAUGCUAGGUGGGUGGAGUUUAUUUAAAACACUUCACUGAAUCCGGAUGUGGCCUGUAAAUAAUUCCAGGCGUGCUCUGUCCAUCUGUCUGGAUCAUGCUGUGUGGUGGUGGCGUUCGGCGGAUUUCAGUUAUUUUCAUGGAUUUAUCAGAACCGUAUAAGCUAUAGAUGUAGAAUUUUUUUGGAAACAGAAACCAGGAUUUGGGUGGUGUCUGGGUCAUGAGAGCUUUACGGUAUGGGUCAGAAGAGGUUGAGAAAAGCAGUUUUUAAAGAUGAAAGCUCCAACACCAGCCUCUUUUAACCUUUGUCCACUGGGUUGUGGUGCUGGAUCCACUUUAGAAACCGUCUGUGCUUCAGCAGCUGAAAGAUGAAGAGCUGCUUCUGUGGCAGUUACUGGGUUUGAACCAGCACUAGAACCACUUUGGUGGAAAAGGCUCCUGCAUGUCUGGUUUCUGUCAUUUCAGAGAAAGUGAUGAACAAUAAUUCUUAUUCUGUCUAUAGAAUAUUAGUCAUUUCACUUGUAUUUUUGGAAAUGUCUGAGCAUCGAAACAUUUGUAAACUAGCAACAAGAAGAGGUUUUAUGGUCAUAUUAGCAUCUCGGCAGACCCAACUCUUCUGUCUGGGUUCUACUGAAGCAGGUGAACUUUAGAGAUGUCCUUAGGUCUGAAGUAAGUGGAAGUUUCAGUCCGUGUUCCUGAUUAUGGUCUUCACAUUCGGUGCUAAAACUUAUCUGCUCUCUUCUUCCUUACUGUCCAUCUUUGGUGCCGUGUCAGGACUCCAGAUUGGUUCUGGAGGUCUGUGUUAUGAAAGUUAUUGGCCUUUGGAAGGGUCUGAUCACACAGCCGGCAUUCUGAAGUAUGAAACACACACACACCUUCAGCGAGAAAACUCUGACCACUUUCUGCUCACAGGGGGAUUUCAGCAGGUAUAUUGGUCAUUAUGUUUGGCUCAUUAAUGCUGAGUGGGUCAGUUUCCUUCCAGUCGUCUGUAUCAAACCUAGGAGCAGAGGCUGAUGUGGACUUUCUUCCUCCUCAGUGAUCAGCCUGCAGCUUCAUAUGAACUAGCUGAGCUGCUGUUGGACCUCCAGGCCAUCUUGUUUAGAUGUAGGUGCUAAGUUAUAAGUUUUGUUGUCCAUCUGUGGUGCUUUCUACAGCAGCAAGCAUUUAGUCAGGCCUUUUCUGCUAUGCUCUGCAGCUCUCUGAACCUGCUAUUUACAGCGACACUUCUCUUAGGUGCUGUUGGACCUGACCCACUUCCUGUCAUCAGCCUGUUCGGACACGACCAACGUGGACAAAAUCAGAAACCUGUCAGUCGUUCAAAGUUUUGUUUCAGGAUGUUUUGCUUGUUUCAUAGCUGCUGACCUUUAAAGCUCCCAGGAAGUUCUACCAGCUCCUACAGAGUCAGGUGUGUGCUGAUUGGUCAGCUAGACGAGCCUGAUCAGCCUGGGAGGAUUUAAUUGGACAUGGAUUUAAUAACCUUCCUUUAAAUUCAAAAAGAAAAAUCACAGCAGCUAAAUAAAAUAAAUUCAGGAAUCUUCAGUGUUUGUUCAGCCAGAGUAAACACAGAAGAUGCUGAAGAUGAGCGUGACAGCAGAUUACUUCCUGAUGAAGGCAGGAAGUAGAUCUGCUGAUUGUAAUGUAAACUGAAGGGGCUUCAGGUGUUUAGGUCAGGUUGGUGCUGUCCACAUUGGUCAGGUGCUUAAUGGUGGUUUCUUUUAGCCAGAUGUUGGUCAUCGAUGAAAAGCUCAACUCUUCUGGAAACAAAUCCAUAAAAGUAGGCGCCUCGUGUCUCCAUCAGCUGUUUUGCUCAAAAAUGUUCAGGUUCUGUUUCUGGUUCCACCUGAUAGAACCUGGUUUAGACUGGUUUUCCACUCAGACUCAUACUUAGAUUUCUGUUUCAGCCAACCAGCUCACUCUGUUUACAUCUCAUCACCAAAUCUGCCAACACGAAGCUCACUUUUUGUUGUCUGUUUAUUUUUGGUUUGAUGAGGUCAUCUCUCCUCCUGACAGAGGAGGUGAAGUCCUCAUCACCUGUUGGUUUAUGAAACAAUCACCAGUUACUCUACAUUUCAUCACAUUUAUCAGUCAUCAUGUGACUAAUGUGAGAUACGAUUUGGCUCUUCAAGUUUCAGAAUAACAGAACCAACAAGUCCAGGAGUAAAAAAAAAAAGUUUAAUUUGAACCAUCUGAUCGUUUCUGGGAUGAUGGGUUCUGUUCUUUUGGACUAAGCCCUGCCCUCAUAAACACUUGUGUCCUGCUCUUUUACCUAAAGUCAUCUGAUGACUGAAGCAUUUCAUUAGGUCAACAACAAACAUUUCUCCUCAUUGAGGGUUUCUGUAAUUUCUGAAGGUAAUUUCUUUCAAGAUAAACUGUUGACUGUGAUGUCAUCAUGAUGAUGUCAUCCUCUCACUGCAGUGGUCUCUAAAUGAUGAGUAUAGGUCCAUUCUGCAGGACUCUGUUGUCCAUACCAACUCUGUUGUCACGUUUUCUUUUGGUGUUUCAGUCAUCAAACAUUCGCUGUAAUCCUACGACCCACGUCGCCAUAGAAACGCGUUAAACUGACCCUCUUCCUCCCUUCCCUGUUUUAUUCCGCCGCUCCUUGUUUUAUAUGGAAAUAAAAACACUGUAAAGGUGAAUAAACUAUUUAUAAACA